Trametes versicolor FP-101664 SS1 is the source of this 2624-nucleotide messenger RNA. Its product is annotated as L-glutamine D-fructose 6-phosphate amidotransferase. The transcript has 6 exons. Gene Ontology annotation, biological process: UDP-N-acetylglucosamine metabolic process; fructose 6-phosphate metabolic process; protein N-linked glycosylation. Gene Ontology annotation, molecular function: carbohydrate derivative binding; L-glutamine:D-fructose-6-phosphate transaminase (isomerizing) activity. NCBI's taxonomy places the organism in Eukaryota, Fungi, Basidiomycota, Agaricomycetes, Polyporales, Polyporaceae. The record is from RefSeq and is a predicted model, not a curated record. Bases 112 to 2202 code for a protein of 696 amino acids.
CAUUUACGCCCUCUCUCCUCCUCAGUCACUUUUUUACACGCCCAGGACGCUUGUACACGCCUAGGAACGCCCGCAAUCACCUACCCCACCAAUCAGACAUCGUACCCAAUCAUGUGCGGAAUCUUCGCGUACUGCAGCUUCCUCCAGGAGAAGGAUCGGAAGCAGAUUUGCGAGAUCCUCUGCGCUGGUCUCGCUCGCCAGGAAUACCGCGGCUAUGACUCCGCCGGAAUCGGCAUUGACGGUGACAAGCCCGGAGAGAUGCUCUUCUUCAAGGAGGUCGGCAAGGUCGCUGGUCUCCGCAAGAAGAUUGCCGAGUCCGACGUCGACACCACCAAGACUUUCCUCUCCCAGGUCUCGAUUGCCCACACCCGCUGGGCGACUCACGGCCCUCCCUCCAUUGUCAACUGCCACCCUCUCAAGUCCGACCCCAAGGCCGAGUUCACUGUCGUCCACAAUGGUAUCGUCACGAAUGCGGCUGCGCUCCGCCUCGUUCUCCAGAAGCGUGGAUACAAGUUCGAGAGUGAGACCGACACCGAGGCGGUCGCCAUCCUCACAAAGUACAUCUACGACUCGCAACCCGACAAGCGCAUGAACUUCACCGAGCUCGUCAAGACCGUCCUGAAGGAGCUGGAGGGAUCCUUCGCGUUCGUCUUCAAGUCUAUGCACUACCCCAACGAGAUCGUCACCGCUCGUCGUGGUUCUCCCCUUCUCAUUGGUGUCAAGACGGAGAAGAAGCUCAAGGUUGACUUUGUCGAUGUCGAGUUCACCAACCCCGACGAGGCUUCGAACAAGCUCGCCGUUCCUCCGACCACUUCCAGCGGUCUCCUUGCUCCUCCUUCCGCCGGCCCCAGUCUUCUCCGCACUCAGUCUCGCGCAUUCAUGUCCGAGGAUGGCAUGCCCCAGCCCAUCGAGUUUUUCGUCGCGUCUGAUGCCUCUGCUAUCAUCGAGCACACGAAGCGCGUCCUCUACCUCGAGGACGACGACAUCGCGCAUAUCGCCGAGGGCGAGCUGCACAUCCACCGUCUCCGUAGGAACGAGGAUGGCCAGACGCCGAAGGCGCAGCACCGCACGAUCGAGACGCUCGAGAUCGAGCUCGCGGAGAUCAUGAAGGGCAAGUUCGACCACUUCAUGCAGAAGGAGAUCUACGAGCAGCCCGAAUCCGUCGUCAACACCAUGCGUGGUCGCGUCAACUUUGACGAGCACCGCAUCACGCUCGGUGGCCUGCGCGCGUACCUGAACAUUAUCCGUCGGGGCCGCCGCAUCGUGUUCUGCGCGUGCGGUACGAGUUACCACUCCGCGAUCGCGACGCGCGCGAUCUUCGAGGAGCUCACGGAGAUCCCAGUCAGCGUCGAGCUGGCGUCGGACUUCCUCGACAGGAAGACACCCAUCUUCCGUGACGAUGUCUGCGUGUUCGUGAGCCAGAGCGGUGAGACCGCGGACAGCAUUCUCGCACUGCGCUACUGCUUGGAGCGCGGCGCGCUUUGCAUCGGUGUCGUCAACACCGUCGGUUCGACCAUCUCGCGUGAAACCCACUGCGGUGUCCACAUCAACGCGGGUCCUGAGAUCGGUGUCGCGUCGACGAAGGCGUACACCUCGCAGUACAUUGCGCUGCUCAUGAUCGCCCUCCAGCUCUCUGAGGACCGCAUCUCGCUAGCUGAGCGCCGCAAUGAGAUCAUCGAUGGUCUGCACGCACUACCCGGCCAGAUCAAGAAGGUGCUCGAGGGCGACAAGAGCCUCCAGGACCUUGCGACAGGUGUGCUUGCGAACCAGCGCAGUCUCCUGCUCAUGGGUCGUGGCUAUCAGUACGCGACGUGCCUCGAGGGUGCGCUCAAGAUCAAGGAGAUCUCGUACAUGCACUCGGAGGGCAUCCUCGCGGGCGAGCUGAAGCACGGGCCACUCGCGCUCAUCGACGAGAACAUGCCGGUGAUCAUCGUGAUGACGCAGGACUCGCUGUACCCGAAGGUGCAGUCCGCGUACGCGCAGAUCACGGCGCGCAAGGCGCAGCCGAUUGUCGUGUGCAACGAGGAGGACGACGCGAUCCCGAAGGGCUGCAAGACGAUCCGCGUGCCGCGCACGGUCGACUGCCUGCAGGGCAUCGUGAACAUCAUCCCGAUGCAGCUGCUCUCGUACCACCUCGCGGUCAGGAACGGCUUCGACGUCGACUUCCCGCGGAACUUGGCGAAGUCGGUCACGACCGAGUAAGCGCUCCGCAGUCGAACGUGCGCUACCAUCUCCGUGGCGCGCCCGACUGGCAACGGGGGAGAACGAGGACGAGUGCGACGCCGCGGAUCGCGGGUGGGCGCAGGCAGGAUGUACGAGAGGAAUGUAGGAAAAGCAAACGCACGGACGAUCGCAGCAAAAACGGACUCUCUACGCACCGGCGGUGCGACACGGACAGACAGACUUGAGACAGACAGACGAACGACCUUCCUUAGACGCCAUAUAUAGUUUUGCCUCCCGGCCGCGUCUACGGGCGGGGAGGCGGUAUAUCCCAAACACACAACACAUUCGGUCCUUGGUAGCUACUUGUCGCGAUCGAUGUCCGGAGCCUAUUACCGCGCGCGCGGUGCCUGCGUGGGCGUGCGCUGUAUGUACGGAUUAGCAUGCCAUACACUCGAUUGCAC